UCAGAAGCUAAUCCGCGUCCGGAAAGUUCAGUUCUCUAGGAACAAAGCGGUCGAACUCAACCAAUCGCAGAGACACACGUGUCCAAUCGGCUGCACGCUUUGAAAGAGGAGUCGUCCCGGGUAGAAGAAGCAGAGUAUCUUGCAAUCCUUGCGCAUAUACAACAGUAAUUCCGUGUGGACCUAAUCGGAUAACAGUGAUGCACAAUUCUUCCUCGGGGCCCACUUCAAAGCCGAGGGUUGGGUCAUCUCAACCAUCUGAGGCUUCUUCUUUCAAACGCAAACGAGGAGUCUUCCAGAAAGAUUUGCAGCACAUGAUGUAUGGAUUUGGAGAUGAUCCCAAUCCUCUGCCAGAAACUGCUGCACUUGUUGAGGACAUUGUUGUCGAGUAUAUUACAGAUUUGGUGCAUAAAGCCCAAGACAUUGCAACGAAAAGGGGGAAGCUUCUGACAGAGGAUUUCCUAUUUCUAAUUCGUAAGGAUUUGGUUGUUGAAAGAAUGGAAAAGAAGCUACUGGUGUGGAGAGAAAUACCUCUCCUUUGGUGGUAGGACUGCCUCUUUAAUCCACUAUGGCUAACCUCCCAGACAUGCCGAAGCUCAACCGAUGUACGGAACUGCUGUCCAUGAAUGAAGAGCUUAAACAAGCAAGGAAGGCUUUUGAAGUAGAUGAGGAGAAGCUAGCAUCCACUGAUUGAAAUGGGAGAAUCUAUGCUUCCCUUGGGUACCAUAGGUAUUAACAUGUCUGCUAACGGCAUGGCUUUUCUCAGUGAAGACGACCCAUCAUUUGCCUGGUUCAAAGAAAAUAACGAUGGGAAGAAAAGGUAGCAUCCUCUUAUCAAGUAGAUUCUUGUUACAGUGCUGGGAAGAGAAGUACAACACACAAUGAGAAUCUUUUUAAUUAUGGCUGCCGAUCUUGUGUCUUGUUGUUUGAUAGGACAGGAAUCCUAUUACUUAUGUUUCCAGUUCAAAGGUAUUUUACUGUUUUGAAUAACUGAUGUUUACAGAUAUCGUUGGACAGAUCCUACAACCACGAUGUUGAAUUUUACAAACAGACAACAGGUGAAGCUUAACCAUGGCAAUUGCCACCUGAGGUUUUAAAUUAGAUAAAAUGUACAACUAUUGGCUAGUGAAACGCCAUUUUUUGUUCA
This is a messenger RNA of Magnolia sinica, 1144 nucleotides long. Its product is annotated as transcription initiation factor TFIID subunit 13. The record is from RefSeq and is a predicted model, not a curated record. Gene Ontology annotation, biological process: transcription by RNA polymerase II. The transcript is spliced from 7 exons. NCBI's taxonomy places the organism in Eukaryota, Viridiplantae, Streptophyta, Magnoliopsida, Magnoliales, Magnoliaceae. Bases 198 to 545 code for a protein of 115 amino acids. Gene Ontology annotation, molecular function: protein heterodimerization activity.